Messenger RNA from Cylas formicarius (sweet potato weevil), 6440 nucleotides. Its product is annotated as BTB/POZ domain-containing protein 7. Gene Ontology annotation, molecular function: protein binding. The transcript is spliced from 9 exons. NCBI's taxonomy places the organism in Eukaryota, Metazoa, Arthropoda, Insecta, Coleoptera, Brentidae. The record is from RefSeq and is a predicted model, not a curated record. Gene Ontology annotation, biological process: morphogenesis of a branching epithelium. Bases 392 to 3034 code for a protein of 880 amino acids.
AAUCGUGCAUCGAACUUGUCGACUUGUCUUGCUCCAAAGCAGAAAAGUGAAUAGAAAAAUCUUUCGUUUGGCCUAAAUGCUGUGUUUCCUGUAUAUCUAUUUACCUUGUGUUUAAUCGUUAAAUAUUAAAUACAGAAAGUUAUUUUACAAUGUGCGAACUAACUAACCAAUUUAUAUUUAAUGAUGAUAAAUGCAGUGGUUAGAAAUUUGUAUUUAUGUGGCAGAUAUGGUUGGUGUUUUGCACUUCGUGGAAAUAAACAUGGCCACUUGGGAAAUUGUUUAAAAUUCUAGUGAUGCGUUUUGUGGUGUGCUAGGACGAAAUUGUCGCUAUGGAGAUCGUUAUUCGACGCCCAGGCUGUGUCUGCAUGUCGGGCAGAAGUCUGGGCGCACUAUGAACUUAUUUGGUUGCCUUUUUCCUUGUGCCCUGCAGCACAAUUGGUGGAGUGUCGGCCACGAACACUGUAUGUCAGAGAAUUUCAUUUCUACUAGGAUGGGAGUGACGGCAUCGUCUAUAACAGGAGGUGAUCCUAGUACAACGCAGGGCUCAUUGGGGUUAGACCCUGCCUAUAGUCAACCUCUUAGGGACCCAAUUGGUUCUGCUCGCGAAAAGAAAAAAAGAGUGACUGGAUUCGCCACUUUAAAAAAGAAGUUUAUUAGGAGAAGAAGGUCUUCAAAGGCUUGCGAUCAUGGUAGGAUAUUGAGGGAACUGGUAUCUGACUGGAGUCCUUUAGAAAUUGCCGCCCUUCUUGAAGAAUAUGAAGCUUUGGCGGCUUUGAAAGAUCUCUGUGUGCAAGCUGAGUUGGCUAGACCUCCAGCGGCCACAUUCAAACAAGACUUAUCGGCAUUAUAUGACUUCAAAUAUUGUACUGAUGCAGAUUUAGUCUAUAGAGGAGCCUGUUUUCCUAUUCAUCGGGCCUUACUUUCUGCUAGGUGCCCAUAUUUUAGAGACUUACUGGCGGGAUGCCCUGGGUAUGGAGCCCGGAUUUGUCUGGAAUUGAGAACAGCUAUGGUCGAUGUACCACUUUUUUCUGCACUGCUGAGAUAUUUGUAUACUGGUGACAUCUGUCCUCAUAACACUAACAUUGAUAUGAACUUGUUACGACGACUGAGGGAGGAAUUUGGGACACCAAACGCUUUAGAGGCAGAUCUUCGUUAUUUACUCGAGACUGGUGAUUAUUCUGACGCCGCUUUAGUUUUUACCUCCGACGGCUCAGACUGUCAAAGGCCCGAUUCGGGUAGUUCAGAAUACGGAUUUAGGCCAAAACUCGAACUACCCUGUCACAAAGCUAUAUUAUCUGCACGAUCGCCUUUUUUUAGAAACCUCUUGCAGAGGCGCUCUAGGAGUGGCGAGGAACAUACUGAAAGGGCAUUACACAUUGCUACUAGGAUUGUUUUAGAUGAGUCUGUUAUUCCUAAGAGGUAUGCCAGAGUGUUACUACAUGCAAUAUACCUUGACCAAGUAGAUCUGUCACUUAUAUCGCGUAACACAUGUGGUGGAUUAGGGGAGGCCCAAGCAUUAGCUCACACAGGUCGGGUUAGACCGUCCCCUUUGGAAGAAGCUAUGGAGCUAUACCAAAUCGGAAGGUUUUUGGAACUUGACAUACUCGCUCAGGGUUGUGAAGAUUUAAUAUUAGAAUGGCUAUCUUUGGAUACCCUACCGACAGUUUUGCAAUGGUCCAAACAACCCCACGGGUCUGCUUGGGUUCAUAGACAGGCUUUGCAUUUCCUGCGGGAAGAAUUUCAGCCCGUGGCACAAUCCCCCGUGUUGCACCAUUUGGAUAAAGCGCAUAUAGUUGAGGUUUUGAAGAGUCCCUUUUUGCAAGCCAGCGAGUUGGAAAUAUUGCACGCUGUCCUAAAAUGGGGUGAAAAUGAACUGAUUCGUAGAAUGGAAGACCGAGAACCAAAUAUUGUCAGUCAUACUGCCCACUCUGUCGCAAGGAAGGGAGUAAAGAAAAGGGAUUUGAGCGAUAUAGAAUUAAGAGAAAUAUUGUCUGAUUUAUUGCCUUUAGUUAGGAUGGAUCACGUUCUUCCUCCAAAUAGCGAUAUCCUUAGUCAAGCUAUUCGUAGAGGUUUAGUCAGUACCCCACCUAGUCAUAUGAUUGGAGGAGAACGGGAAAAUUUGAGAGUAAAUGCCUGGAUCCGCGGGAACAAAAAUAAUGGACUCUUCGUUCAGCCACGUUUGUUCAUGCCGUACUAUGACGAAGUGAAAGUGUUGGUUGAAGACCAAUUGGUUCAGGAAGUUGAAAUGAUGAGGAUGAGAAGAGCCAGAUAUAUGCAAGACAUCCCGGAUACAUUGUACAUGGUGGAAGAUAAACCACGAGCCGCUUCGCACGGACCUGCAGGAGUGGACGUCCUGGCAUCGGCACUGCCAGUUCCCGAUCCUGCUGUUAUGAACGCGAUGUUAAAACGGGAGCAAAAAUUACGCCAGUCUCCCAGUUGCCAACGAGCCUUGAAUAUGCCUUUAUCUUCACGACAGGAAAUUAAUCGCCAAAUUAGAUUGAGAGUAGUCAGAGAAUUUAAUUUACCCGAUCCCGUCGCGGACAUGCUAGAAAACUGCUAUUGCGUUCCCGAUUUGAGUGACAAUGAAGUGGGAACCGAAGCCCAAAUACACAAAUCUCCUAAUAAAAGUAGAGGAAGCAGAUACGGAAAUAACUCUUCAAUGACAUUCCCGAGAGGCAGCGGUGCCGCGUUUACUCAUAGACAAGAGUUACCCGCUUUGGUACCAGAUGGAGACUUCAGAUUUUCCACUGAACCGGAAAGUAGUUCUUGCAGCGACGGUCACUUGUCGGACAUUAUGCCCGACGUAGCCAUGGCCACGGCAGCCAUUAGUCAAAUGCAAGUUCAGGAGCAACAAGAGCUCGAGCUAGACCUCGGUGACGGGACCGCACGGAUGCACAGUGGCAGUCUUGGUAGCGGCGUCCUACCCACCCUUCAUCGCCCUUCUUUGCACCAGUACCGCUUGUACCAACCUUCCUCCACUUAUCCACACCUUAGAUCUGAUUCUUACCACCACCCCACUCCCAGGUUUUUAUAGUUCAGGAAAUUUAGCUUUGCGGGUCAUUAAAGUAAGUCAAAAGAUGCGACUCAUUCCUUUUUUUUUAUAAGACUUUAUUUGCCAACGUGGUUCUUUCAAAAUGACAAAGCUACUUGUUCAUUUUCAUGAUGAUGUUGGGGGACAACUUUUACAGGCUAUUUUAUAAUAAGAUGCUAAUCCUUGGAUGAUUUGAAGAAAAAAAGUUUAUAUCGAUGUGGUCCCCAAUCGCGUUAUUUUUGAUAUACAGGGUGUUGAAAUGAAAAAUAACGGGGUGCUCCUAAUUUUUAUUGAAAAUUGUUUUAAUUAAAUUCAAAGUUAGACAAUCCUAAUUUAUUAUUGAAUAAGAAAAACUAAAAAGAAAAGAAAAAGUUAUUUCAUUUACAGUUAUGUGUGAAGAACUAGCAUUGGUUCUAUGCAACGCGAGUCUCUAACAAACAAUCAACAAAAUUUUUGAAGCAUUUUCAAUGAACAUGAGGAAAAAUCGUUUUUUUUUACUAAAUAGUUGCAACACCCUGUAUAUCAAAACUAAAGCGACUGUUGUAACCUUUUUUUCUCAAAGUGAUCAGCAUUUUAUCAUGAUAUACCCUGUGUAUCGGUUAUUCUUUUGCAGAGGGGCUGCAAAAGUUUAUCAUUAAAUAGUCAAAGUAACGUCAAAAUGUGACUUAUGCGUAUGCGCAGACAAAAUAUGGCAUCGCUCAAUGAAACUGUCUAGUUAAAGAUAUUUCUAAUUACAAAAAAAUGUUGUCGAGAAAAAAAUUAAUUCUUGCAUUAUUUAUUAAUAAAUUUGUAUACAUUACAUUCCAUCCCUUUCUUGAAAGUGACUAUUUGGUAAGAUUUAUUUUUUGUUAUUUAUAUGUCCAUGGUUAAAAAGUUACCAAAAUGUUAUACAUGUAAUUCUUUUUGUCAAAUAGCAAUUGCAAGAAUUUUAAAUUUUGAAACCCUGAGAUUAUUCCUAAUCCUAACCUAGGUAAAACGAAAAUGGUGUGUUUAACCACUGGAACCUUGAACUCGUAUGAAGGGCCAUUUCGUAACAUGGAUUCCUCCAAGAAAAUAACCGAUAAAUGUCAAUUUUAAGUAGUACUGCUUGGUGACUUUACAGUUUCAAAAGCAACCAAUGAAAAAUGUCUGAUAACACUAUUUGAAAAUGACAUUUGCCCUUUCAUCAACCGCAGUACCAUCAAUGACCCAUAAAAUGCUAUAGUAAUAAAGGGAUGAGGCAUUUAAAAAAAAUAAGGUUUAUAUUUUAAAUGCAAAUUUCAUGGUUUUAGAAAAUAGUCUUCGAAACCAAAUGUCUAUUUUGAAUGUAAAAUCUGUGUUUAAUUCGAGAACCUCGAGCAAAAAUCGCCCGAAGCACACAUAAUAUAAUACUUGUUUCAUUUUAAAAUCACAUUUACAAACCAAAUAUAUAGGAGGAUUAAUAAUACUUGGUGAUGGAGGUUAAAACUUUGCCGGCCUGGUUAUUUGUGCGUGUUCUGUAUAUAUAGAGGUGUUUUUGUCACCAAUGUAAAUCUGUGAUUUUCUGUAACGAGAACAUCGUUCUAGUUCUAAAUGCGUUAUUUAUUAAACGAUUGGUUUUAAAGUUGAGAGUGGGUUUUUGUCAUAUUGGGGGCUAACCAAAGAUUCCUCAACUCUUUGGGAAAUUUACUUAAAAUCUACUACUUCAACAGUAAUUCAAAUGUUAAGAGUUCUUGGGAAGCUAUUCAUGUCUAUAUUAAUAUCCAAGAUAUUAUAUCCAAAAGAAAAUAGCUAUCCAAAUUAAUUUUCCCUACAUGCUAGUGUCUAUAUUUUCCAUUAUAAUGUUCUAUGUUUAAUUGUAUGUAUAAAAGUCCAGCCCCCAUAUAGCCUUGUUAUUGGGACACGCUGUUUACACUGACUCGUGUUAAUUCUGUAUUAAUGUACCUGUGUCUGUUGUCUUAGGUGUUGCCGUAUCGCUGUUUUCGUGUAAAUAUAUAAAUAUUAUUAAAGACUGUCUCGGUUCAAUACUCUCCUGUAUUAUAUAAGUGCAAUUGGUACUUACAAUUUUUUUGUGAAGAAAAAAAUCGACUGUAAAAGAUUUUGUUCAAUUUUUCCUUCUAUUCACUUUCUCCGAGAAUGUGUAAAGCCUUUAGAUUCAAUUUACAGUUUCAGAAUAGUUUGUUGUAUUAAUAAGCAGUUAUUCAUGUUCUGACUUAGCCUGAACUUUCGCACUGUUCGUUUAAGCAUUAAGCAUCACUAAAUUAAUAUAUGUAGCUUCAAAAUUCGUUUUUCAACAAACAAGAAUAAUUUGGCCACUCAUCAAUUGAAAAUUUCAAUUUCUAGUUUUUUUUUUUAAUUUUUUGUCACAUAUGUUGUCUCGAUCCCAUUAGACAAUAAAGCUUAUUCAUCUGCUUUCCGUGCUGAUAUUUUAAUGAAAAUAUAUGCACGUGAUUCAUUUGUAGGCAAUAGAAGUAAGAUUAAAGUGAAUUAUAUCAAAACUGAAAACAUCUUCCGAAUAUUUAUUUAAGAUGCCGCUUAAUCAGUUGUAUGUAUUUGUACAUAUCAAUUUUCUUUAUUUCGUGUUUUAAACACCAAAAAAUAUUCAUACAUUUUGUCCUUAUACUUAGGGAGUAAUGUAGAGAUCGAAAUGAUAUACAAAAUUACCAAGUUAGAAAAUAAUUGGUUUAAGAUCUCUGCCUUGCUCCUUAGGUCAGUUCACAAAUUAUCUGUGAUUAUUUCGUUGCUAUUUGAAGUUUGAAUUUUGCUUAUUCUACUUAACUGGUUGAUACAGAUUCGCCAUUUUGUGAUAUUUAUUCUAAUGUAUAUUUGCGUGUAAUCUCAUAAUGGAAUUUCAGAUUGUUAAUUACUUGUAAUUAAUUGCAAUGUAAGCAAUACAAAACGAAUACUGCCUGAGCAAAUUAAAGUUUAUUGUGAACUACAAACAAAAUAGUUUGGGCAUGCUUCUCCUAUUUUAUAAAUUUCAUUUAUCCAUAAUGCUGAUUUAAAAAGUGUUAGCUUGUCUUGAUUGUUUUGAUUUUUAAACUCGAUGGGGUUGUUCAGUGGUUAAUUCUUUUAACGAUAUAAAGGAUUAUUAUGUGCGAGAAGUUGUUUUAACUAGAAUAGCCAAUGUUUUAAAAAACAUUUGGUAUUAUUUAAAAUAUAUGGUGGAUCAUUGUAAGUUUAAAAUAAAAGCAAAAUGGGAGAAUCUGUUUUUUUUUUUAGUAUUAGGGGAAUAUCUAUUGUUUUACAUUAAUUUUUUGUUGUGUAUUCGAAUAUACAUUUUAAUUUAAUAAUUAGACUCGUUCAAAGACUUACUCGAAAACAAAUUAUUUUUUACAUCCACCAUAAACUGCUUUUUAGGUAUGUAUUUCCAUUGUUUAUGCGGUAUAUUAAGUUCAUGGCUUCCAUAAUUUAUUUAUCUGUAAAUAAUUUAAUUAAAAAAAUUAGUCUA